This is a messenger RNA of Capsella rubella, 2918 nucleotides long. RefSeq names its product pumilio homolog 23. Gene Ontology annotation, molecular function: RNA binding. The transcript has 12 exons. Gene Ontology annotation, cellular component: preribosome, small subunit precursor; nucleolus; 90S preribosome. The coding region runs from base 225 to 2480 and encodes 751 amino acids. Lineage: Eukaryota; Viridiplantae; Streptophyta; Magnoliopsida; Brassicales; Brassicaceae. Gene Ontology annotation, biological process: endonucleolytic cleavage in 5'-ETS of tricistronic rRNA transcript (SSU-rRNA, 5.8S rRNA, LSU-rRNA); endonucleolytic cleavage to generate mature 5'-end of SSU-rRNA from (SSU-rRNA, 5.8S rRNA, LSU-rRNA); endonucleolytic cleavage in ITS1 to separate SSU-rRNA from 5.8S rRNA and LSU-rRNA from tricistronic rRNA transcript (SSU-rRNA, 5.8S rRNA, LSU-rRNA). The record is from RefSeq and is a predicted model, not a curated record.
AAUUUAGAAAACAUCUGUAACUUCAAACAUGGAAGUAUUUUGAUCCAACGAAUACUAGGAAUUGCAUAAACGACAUCGUUUACUUGGUCUUACCUUUUGAUUUUGAUUCUUCAUCUCUCUGCGCCGCGUUCUCUCUGUGAAGCUCACGCCCUUUCGGUUUUUUCAUAUUACAUCAACUGCGUUUUUUGCAUCCUCAGGGUUUAACAUAGUUGGGUAGGAAUUACAUGGUUUCAGUUGGUUCCAAAUCAUUGCCAUCUAGGAGACACAGGACUAUUGAGGAAGAUAGCUUGAUGGGUGAACGGGGAAAGUCUAGCAAUGAUCACAGUGAAAGGAAAAAAAGAAUGUCUAGGAAGGACCAGAGAGGUAGCCGUGGAUUUGAUGGAGAUAGUAACAAGAGGAACCAAUCUGGUGGUGCCCCUAGUGUAAAGCCGGUAUCAAAGAAACAAUCCGAGUUUGAACAUCAGAAUCAGUUUGUCCGGAAAGAGAUUGAUCCAGAGACUUCAAAGUAUUUCUCUGAGAUUGCCAAUCUCUUUGAUAGUAACGAAGUUGAAUUAGAGGAACGUUCAGUGAUAUGCGGAAAUGCACUUGAGGAAACAAGAGGGAGGGAAUAUGAAAUCGCAACUGACUAUAUCAUAAGUCAUGUCUUGCAAACUCUACUUGAAGGAUGUGAACUUGACCAACUUUGCAGUUUUAUUCGGAAUUCUGCUACGGUGUUCCCAGCCAUUGCAAUGGAUAGAUCUGGUUCUCAUGUUGCAGAGUCGGCUCUCAAAGCCUUGGCCACACAUCUGGAAAAUCCAGAUGCCUACUCUGUUAUUGAAGAGGCUUUGAAUUCUAUAUGCAAGGUGAUUGUGGAUAAUCCUCUUGAUAUGUUGUGCAACUGCUAUGGUUCUCAUGUUCUUCGAAGGCUUCUUUGUCUUUGCAAAGGUGUCUCUAUAGAUUCCCCUGAGCUUUAUGGUGCAAAAUCAUCAAAAGCUCUGGCAAAACGUUUGAAUCUGAAGAUGUCUCAGUUAGAUGAGAAUAAUGUAGAAAUCCCUCAUCAAGGGUUUCCAGAUCUUCUCAAGUACCUUUUAUCUGGGAUAUUAAAUUGUAGCAGAGAGGACAUGAAGUAUCUACAAGUCGAUCAGUAUAGCAGUCUGGUCUUACAGACGGCUCUCAGACUAAUGCUAAAACAAGAUGAGGAGUUGCUUGAAAUCAUUCCGCUUAUUCUGUGCUGCAACUCUACUAAUAAAAAAGAAGAAGGGCUUCAUAUAGAGACUAGUGUUGCCAAAGAAAUUUUAAAUUCAAUGAAGGAUAAUUCAUUCAGUCAUCUGAUGGAGGUGAUUUUGGAAGUGGCCCCUGAAAGUUUGUAUAACGAAAUAUUCCACAAAGUUUUCAAGAAUUCUUUAUUUGAGCUUUCAGUUGAUCGGUGUGCAAAUUUUGUUAUUCAAGCUUUAAUCUCCCAUGCAAAAGACCAAGAGCAGAUGGGUUUGAUAUGGGAAGAAUUAGCUCCAAGAUUCAAGGAUCUUCUUGAGCAAGGGAAGUCUGGUGUUGUGGCUUCUUUGAUAGCGGUUAGCCAAAGGCUUCAAAGUCAUGAACAUAAGUGUUGUGAGGCCCUUGUUGGUGCAGUAUGCUCGACAAAUGAAACCCGUAUCUCCAUUGUUCCACGGUUGCUGUUUCUUGAUAGCUACUUUGGUUACCAAGAUAAGUCUACAUGGGAGUGGGCACCUGGUGCAAAGAUGCAUGUCAUGGGUUGUUUGAUCCUUCAGGGGAUUUUCAAGUUGUCUAGCGAUCAUAUACAGCCAUACAUAACAAGCUUAACUUCUAUGAAAGCUGAGUAUAUCAUCGAAACAGCAAAAGAUUCCAGCGGAGCACGUGUCAUCGAGGCCUUUCUUGCCUCAAAUGCUGCUACAAAACAGAAACGCAGACUAAUAAUAAAGUUACGUGGACACUUUGGCGAGCUCUCAUUACACACAUCUGGUUCAUUUACUGUUGAGAAGUGUUUCGAUGCAUGUAACUUGACACUAAGGGAAGCCAUAGCAACUGAACUGUUAGAUGUGAAAGUUGAUCUCUCCAAAACAAAACAAGGGCCUUAUCUGCUUAGGAAACUUGAUAUCGAUGGUUAUGCCAGCAGACCUGAUCAGUGGAAAUCAAGACAAGAAGCCAAGCAAUCGACAUAUAACGAAUUUUGUUCUGCAUUUGGGUCCAACAAAUCAAAUUUUCCAAAGAACACCUUUGUUUCUGACGCAUCUGAGGAUGCAUCUCAGGAAUUAGAAGUAAAGAACGUAAGGAAAGAGAUUAACCAUCAUCCUACUUCCGGGUUUAAGCGUCACCGAGAAGAACAUGCAAGGGAUAAGGAUGAACCUUUUGCAGGUGAAAAAAGGACGAAACAGAGAAAGAAUAAAACUAGUGAAGCAACAGAUAAACCAAAACUAGCUGGCAGCAAAAGACCUUUCCUUUCCGGUGAGAUGAAGAAUCGGCAUGCAAAUAAAUUGAGAAUUUGAAGGGCUGGAGCCAGUCCUUGGGAUUCUUCGGAAGCUAUCUUUUUCACCUCUUAGAGACACUCCCUUUGUCUCCUUGUUUAUCUGCAAAUCUCUCACAUCUUUACUAGAAGUGAAAUCCAUGGAAGUUGGCGCCAUCUGACGACCCUGUACGUUAUUCAUGUUGCUAAACAAAGCUAGAAGUAACAUAAUCAGAGCUGCUGAGGUUGUUGCCGAUGAUCUCUUCAUUGUGAAUUUUCUUGAUCUGUUCUUUAUCUUGGUGCUGUAGGUUGUUAUGUUCCUGACACUGCAAUAGAGAAAUUUUUUUGGUAGCGAGCUAUGUCUGAGUGAAAGAGAAAGGAAUAUGGAUUGAAAGUCUUGUUUCUUUUGUAGAUUAUAUUACAGUCCCAAGAGACUUAUUGGGAUCUAAGCACGUGAUCUAGUUUGACUGGUGUGCCAAUA